Rasamsonia emersonii CBS 393.64 is the source of this 1233-nucleotide messenger RNA. RefSeq names its product Nucleosome assembly protein Nap1. Gene Ontology annotation, biological process: nucleosome assembly. Lineage: Eukaryota; Fungi; Ascomycota; Eurotiomycetes; Eurotiales; Trichocomaceae. Gene Ontology annotation, molecular function: histone binding; chromatin binding. Gene Ontology annotation, cellular component: chromatin; nucleus. The record is from RefSeq and is a predicted model, not a curated record. The transcript is spliced from 5 exons. Bases 1 to 1233 code for a protein of 410 amino acids.
AUGUCUGAACCCAUCAGGAACAAGAAGGCCGAUUUCCCGGUUGCUCCGACGCCUCAGAACACGCCGGCUAACAACGCACCGAUUUCGUCUCACGCUCAACAGCCUGGGGUUGCAAGCAUCAAAGAGGAGAACUUGGAUCAUGCCGCUGCCGCCUCACUUUUUGCUAAAAAUCCUGGGCUUGUCUCCAUGAUCCAGGGUAAACUUGGUUCCCUUGUAGGGCGCUCUUCGGGGUAUAUCGAGUCUCUUCCUGCGCCAGUGCGUCGCCGUGUCGCCGGCCUCAAGGGUAUUCAAAAGGAACACGCGAAGCUCGAGGCAGAAUUUCAGGAGGAGGUUCUGCAGCUUGAGAAAAAGUAUUUCCAAAAAUUUACGCCACUGUACCAGAGACGUGCCAAUAUUGUCAAUGGACUUGAAGAACCGACAGACGCGGAGGUCGAAGCGGGAAAGGGUGAGGACGAAAAUGAGGACGCCAAGAAUGACAGUGAGCAGAAGAAAGAAGACACUGCUGAAGAGUCACCUAUGUCCGGAAUCCCAGAGUUCUGGUUGUCCGCCAUGAAGAACCAGGUCUCACUUGCGGAAAUGAUCACCGAGCGAGACGAGGAGGCUCUUAAACAUCUCACCGAUAUCCGUAUGGAAUAUCUUGACCGGCCUGGUUUCCGAUUGAUCUUUGAAUUCUCCGAAAACGAGUUCUUUACAAACAAGACGAUCACCAAAACCUAUUACUACCAGGAAGAGAGCGGGUACGGAGGUGAUUUCAUCUAUGAUCACGCUGAAGGUGACAAGAUCGACUGGAAGGCCGAUAAGGACCUCACUGUCCGGGUGGAGAGCAAAAAGCAGCGAAAUAAGAGCACAAAACAGACGCGUGUCGUUAAGAUCACUGUACCCACCGAGUCAUUCUUCAACUUCUUUUCUCCGCCGAAACCUCCCACCGACGAUGACGACACCGUUGCCAGCGAUAUUGAAGAGAGAUUGGAGCUUGAUUACCAGCUUGGCGAGGACAUCAAGGAGAAACUUAUCCCUCGGGCGAUUGAUUGGUUUACUGGGGAGGCCCUUCAGUUUGAGGAACUUGGAGAUGAAGUCGAUCAGGAUGAGUUCGAGGGCGAUGAGGAUGAUGAGGAGGACGAUGACGAUGAUGAUGAUGAUGACAGGAGAUCAGACAAUGUUGAUGAGGAUUCUGACGAAGACGACGGAACAUCGAAGCCCAAAAAGGAAGCCGCGGAGUGCAAACAGAGCUAA